ACCGUCUCUGUGGAACAACAGGAAAUAAAGUGUGUUGGCUUCUUUGUCAUCCGGUCUGGCGGCGGGAUACCUGCAGCAAAGAGCACAUUUCGCUGAAUUAAAGACGGAGUUUUAGUCCAAUGGGAGACAGUGAUGACGAGUUUGACAGGAGGCGGCGGGACAAGUUCCGGAGAGAGAGGAGCGACAUGGAGCGGUCAAGAGAGCGGGAAGAGCGGAGGCGGGAAGAUUGGCCAGACAGGGAAUGGGACCGCAGUAGGGAGAGAAGGCGGGACUACGAUCGUGGUCAUCGGGAGAGGUUCUCCCCACCGCGACACAUCAGUCCCCAGCACAAGCGUAUAAGGAGAGACUGGGAUGACAGCCGGGGGGAGCCUUACCGCUUCGACCUGCCCUUUGGAGGAGGUAUCGCUCCUUUCCCGGGGGCGGGGCCUCAGGGCUGGCACCCCGACCUCCCACACAUGCACCCACAUCACGGAGGGCACCCCCUGCAAGGCAGGCUGGGGAUGGUGGAUCCAGAUCUUCCUCCUCCUGGUCCUCCUGCAAUGAGGAGCUUUAAGGAGUUUCUGCUCAACAUGGAGGACAGCGUGGAUGAGACGGAGUCUGUGAAGCGCUACAAUCAGUACAAACUGGACUUCAGGCGUCAGCAGCUGCAGGACUUCUUUCUCCAACACAAAGAUCAGGAGUGGUUCCGCCUCAAGUACCAUCCUGAUGACAUCGCAGCCAGGAGGGCGGAGACUUUGGCCGCUCUGAAAACACGUCUGGGGGUCUUCCUCUUCCUUCUGGACAAUAACUGGCUGGACAAGGUGUCACUGGACAUGGACCAUGCCCCAGCCAUCAUCAAACUGAUGGAUGCAGCAGUGAUAAAGAUGGAGGGGGGCACAGACUUUGACCUGCAGAUCCUAGAGGUGCCAACUGUUCCCCUGGCAACCGGCGCCGAGGUGGGCGGUGCCAACCAUGGCGGGGAGAAAAAUCAGGAUGAUCACAGCGGUGGAAGCAUGGACCCUCCGGCCACUUCUGAACCCACCGAGCGUCGGACAGAAGAGACUCCCGCUGGCUGUGAGAGUGGCGAGACAAAAGAGCCGGACAUGGGGGAGGAGUCUGUCCAGCAAAACGGAGAGAAGGACAAAGAAGAGGAUGACGAGGAAGAGGAGGAAGAAAAGAUGACAAAGAAAGGCCAGAAGAGGAAGCGCAGCGCGUCGGUUGACAGCGGCGAGGGCAGCGUGUCGGACUCUGACUCCUCCCAGUCUGACGGAGAGAAGGAAGAAGAGGAGGAGAAAGAGGAAGAAGAGGAGGACCGUGAGAGUGAGCGAAGGAAGGCGCGAGCAAAGGAGCGGGAGAAGGUAGCAUCAGUGAAGCCCCGCCCACUGCACCUCACAACUUCUCUAUUCAUCCGGAGCAUCCCGCCAGAUGUUUCCAAGGAGCAGAUUGCUGUGUUGUGCAAAAGGUACCCAGGCUUCCUCCGGGUGGCGCUGUCUGACCCCCAGCCGGAGAGGAGGUUCUUCAGGCGCUGCUGGGUGACCUUUGACCGCAGCGUGAACAUCAAAGAGACGUGCUGGAACCUACAGAACGUCAGACUGAAGGACUGUGAGCUGUCUCCAGUGGUGAACAGAGAUCUGUGUCGUCGCGUCCGAAGCGUUAAUGGUCUGACUCACCACAGACCGGUGGUCAGAAACGAUAUCCGCCUAUCUGCUCGUCUCAUUCACAGUCUGGACCAGAAGGGGGAGCUGUGGCUCCAACAGAUGGAGACGAACCCCGUCCUGAGGAACAUCACAGACUACCUGAUUGAGGAGGUGAGCGCUGAGGAGGAGGAGCUAACAGGAGCCUCUGGGAGCAAUAGUGCUGACGCCAAGGACCCUGGCUUGUCCUCAGAGUUUACCGUGGAGACAGAUGACAAGCUGCUGAAGGUGCUGGACAGGCUCCUCUUCUACCUGCGUCUGGUCCACUCUGUCGAUUACUACAAUUUCUGCGAGUAUCCCGGUGAGGACGAGAUGCCUCAUCGCUGUGGUCUGAUCCAUGUGCGAGGCCCCCUGCCUGUCGCCAAGAUCACUGCAGCUGAAGUGAGCGAGCAUCAGAGGAUGUGUGAGGAGCGUCUGGCCCACCUGUUGACUCCUGCAGAUACUCUGAAAGAUGACGAGGCGGUCCGACUGGGCCGCAAAGACUCCGAACAGGAGGUGGAAAAGUUCCUGUCGGCAAAUACUCAGGAGCUCAGUAAAGACAAAUGGCUGUGUCCUCUGAGUGGGAAAAAGUUCAAGGCACCAGAGUUUGUCCGUAAACACAUACUGAAUAAGCACGCUGAGAAGGUCGCUGCUGUCCGACAGGAAGUCGACUUCUUCAACAACUUCCUCUCUGAUACCAAGAGACCCACCCUGCCAGAAAGCAAGCCCCUCCCACCAACUGCACAAGCUCCUCCCCCUGGAGUACCAGGCUUUCCAGCUCAGCCACCACAGCAGCAAAGUCUUCUGGGAUACCCUCCAGGAGUCAGACCUCUGAUGCCGGGCUUUCCUGGCACCGUGCCCCCCUACCCCUCGAACCAGUUUGGGGUCGGACGUGGAAACUACGACAACUUCCGAGGCCCUUUAGGAGGAGGCGGCGUGUUUCCAGGGAAACAGCGGAACAGCAGGGGUAUGCGAGGGGAUCCCCGGUCCAUCAUAGAGUACAGAGACCUGGACGCUCCAGAUGACCUGGACUUCUUUUGAAGGCCAUCAGGGCCAAGAUGAACAAUGGGACAUUUUUUUUAACCUUUUUUUAUUCCUGCAUUCUCGUUAUUCUUCUGUCCGUCUGUGUUUGUGUCCUGUUGGGUUUGGAGGACGACACUCUGCUGGUCGGGCGGGAACUUCGGUAUCAUUUGUUCUCCUGAUCAGUAAAGACCAGGAGCAGCUUCAUCGUCACACUAACUGAAGGAGUCAUCGGCUGUAUCAAGGUCAUGUUUUAAUUGGAAGAUGGGUCAAAUGAACAGGAAGUGGUGAUUUUGUGAGGGUUUGUUUGAGACAAAAAAUAAAAGGUAAGUGUUUUU
Thalassophryne amazonica is the source of this 3010-nucleotide messenger RNA. Its product is annotated as serrate RNA effector molecule homolog. Lineage: Eukaryota; Metazoa; Chordata; Actinopteri; Batrachoidiformes; Batrachoididae. The record is from RefSeq and is a predicted model, not a curated record. Gene Ontology annotation, biological process: primary miRNA processing; mRNA processing. Gene Ontology annotation, molecular function: nucleic acid binding. Bases 120 to 2693 code for a protein of 857 amino acids. Gene Ontology annotation, cellular component: nuclear body. The transcript has 21 exons.